GUUCUUGUCAUUAAGUGAGUAAAUGAGAACACCAAAUGGCAGAUCCCCUUUUUCAGCAUUGGUUUCAUGGUCGCAUAAGCCGACAAGAUGCCGAAGAGCUUCUCGUCCGUGCUGGCAAGCGUGAUGGAUUGUACUUGCUGCGUGAAAGUACUGCUUCAGCAGGAAGCUAUGCUCUGUCAAUGUGCCAUAAUAAUAAGAUAAUCCAUUAUCACAUCCAACGCCAUACAGACGGAAUGGUGGCUAUUGAAGAUGGCAGGAGAUUUCCUGGACCAGUUGAGCUGGUGCAUCAUCACCAACGUACUUUGGAUGGACUAUUGACCAGACUUACAGAGCCGUGCAAUCGCCUCCCUGGGGUACCCCCUAAAACUUUCUCUGGGGCCAAUCAGGAACACAUCAAGGGUGCAGCUAUUGCUGCUAUGGCUUCAAUGGGAUUAGAGGUUUGUUCUAUGCACUAGUUGAUAAAGUGUUAUUAACCCUUUAAGCCCCAAUAUACAUGUACAAAUUCUCCAAACUGAUCUCUAUACAUUUUCUUAAAGAAUGAGUUGAGAGAAUUUGAUAAAAGAUCAAAGAAUUUUCUCUUAGGUGAUCAAUUUAUUAAUUCUCAUGACCUAACGUCUUGACAUUGUAUGGAUAUUGUUAGGAGAAAAUUGAUGUUGGUCACUAUUGGGACUUAAAGAGUUUAUAAGCUUGCUCUUUUUGCUCAAAAUCAACAACUUUAUGCUGUUUUAUUUUCUGUUGGAGGCCCCCUUUUGAAUUCUGUGAUUUCUGUAUUGGGAUAUUUUCCACCCAGCUAGUUGGUUCCCUGCAUCGUGAAACCAAUUCAUGUAUCUGGACUGGUUUAAUUGUCAUUUAUAGUGAAAUUGCAAAGUUGAUUAAUUUUUAUGUAUUUGUCAUGCUUAUGUUAUCGGCUUCUAAAUUGCAAAUUCUAUCCAUCUAGGAUGGUGAUGAAAGCACCGCUACCCUUAUGAGAGCUAAAUUAGAAAGUGCUAUUGGCUCUGUCAUGCACAAAAGUCAGCCGUGGUUUCACAAUGACAUUUCACGCGAUGAAGCGGAAAGGCGUCUACAGGUGAUGGGAUUGCAAGAUGGAAUGUUUCUUAUCCGUGAAAAAGACCCAGGGUUUGUUCUUUGCCUUGCUCAUGAAAGCGCUGUUGUGCAUUACUUGUUUGAUGUUGAUGCAGUGGGAAAACUGUCAAUCAAAUCUGGCCCAAAGUUUGAUAACCUGAUGCUAGCGGUCGACCAUUACACACAACGAGAGGAUGGUUUGCUGUGUAAAUUGCGUGAACCUUGUAACGCUGAGCUGUUUGAUGGUCGGCGGAGAACCCCUUCAACAGGAACUCGUCCUCCUGGCCUAUUUGAACAAAGAAGAUCACCCAGCAGCUCGCUUAAUGAGAACUCGCCUUUUGCUUCAAACCCUUUUCUGCGUGCUGGGUCAGGGACUGGCGCUAUGGUGCCUGAUAUAAUACGUGAAGGUACAGAUAUUUUGAAUGUGUUUCUGUGUAGGUGUACAUGUAUGCUGUACGUGAAAUUAUUACUUACAGAGCUUCAUUUAAUCAUCUGUUAAACCGUCUUUGUGUUUUACUCCAAAUACAAUAAUAUACAUAUGGGAAAAUAAAAAUAAUUGUUAUUUGCUGCGGUUCUAAGAAUAGCAGCAAAUUAUUGUUUUCACAACUUCAACUUAUUGACAGCUGUCAUGAAGACUCAAGUAUAAAAGGGCGGGAUUUUACUGCUCAAGGUGAUCAUUCUAAGCUGACAUCGCUGUUUGGUUGAUUUCAUUUGUCAAUGCUCAUUGAUAUAUUCAUAAUUUUGUAUUCUAGUUCAACCUCUCUCCCUCGAGUGUCUGGCCAUGCUUUCAGGAGGGUUCAGGUUUCCUUCUUAGAUAAGGGGGUUUUUCCUGACGGGCAGCAGACACGAUUUCAUCUUUAUUCCAUUAUCGAUCAAAGAACUUUACUUUAGACCUUGUUACAUUUUUCCUGCUUAGCUACCUUUGGAGAAUCUAAGUGGUUGUAUUUGCAUAAAUAAACAGGGACUGAUGUUUGCAUUACACUGGGCUUCUAUCCAGUGCCGCAAUCAGUUUCCCUAUUAAAUUUUAACACAGAAUGAUUCAUUGUUUUUUAUUGUUCAUGGUCUCUACAAUAGGAAAUAGGGAAAACCAUUAAUGUUACAUGCACAAGAAAAUGUGUUUCGCCUUGUAAGCUGUAAUUUCACAUCAAACUGUUGUCCAAACAUCCCAUGGUAAUGAUAUUGAGAAUUUGUUAAACUAAGACUAUUAUUUUUUGCCUUUUUAGCCUUUCCAGGACCUUCUUCACCAAGGAAUGCUCCUCCACCAUUACCUACUUCCCUUCCACCAGGCAGUAGGAAUUCAAUUGGACCCCCUCGACUACCACCCAGACCAGUUCCUGUCAGUCCAAGAGGUCCAAUUCCGCCACCAGUUAGUCCUGGCCCUACAGGUGCCACAGAUGGAAGAAGGAUGCCAGGUAGACUAAAAUUAAACAUGUACUUUAUUUGAGUGUCAAUGUAUUUAGCACUUAAGUACUGAUUGAGAGCACUACUUUCACGUCCCCUACUGGAGAUGGGACCACCAUCUUAUGGGGUCAUCUGGGCCUCUUGAAGGUCCAGCCGUUAGCAGGGCAAAGGCAGACUACCUUCAUUUCUCAGUUUUUUUAAGGCGCUGAGUAUUAGUCCAGCCCCAGGAAUUAAAAUGAUGACCUCCCUCUCUGCAGUCAAGCAAUUUGCAGACUAAGGUCAUCCUACUGUGGGUAAAGGUAUUAACUGCUGUGGUUAAGGUAGUUUAAGCUUCACGUAUACGGCAAACAUCAGAUUCAAGUUGAGAAUUCUCAAAAUCGAAAAUGAGCAGAUAAAAACAUGUCAGAAAAUUCUCCUUAUGGAUAGAAAAUUGUGUGAGACUACUAAUUUAUGUACAUAGAAAUAAUAAACAGUAGGCAACAAGUAAAGGGGAAACUUGGUCACGUGGGUACAAAUUCACGUUUGCCGUUUCAGGUAAACAUGAUGGCUAACCUCUCUAUGAACCAUUUUUCUUUUGGAUUCUUUGAUGGAAAUGGAAAUGUAUGUCUUUAGAUUGCGCACGUGCUGUUUAGUAGUUUUGACACAGUCUUUUCGUUGUUCUUUUUCGGUUCAGGUGCAUCUGGAGGUGCUCAGUUUGAGGCCAUUUAUGACAGCAUUAAGAUGAAGAAAAGCUCUUUUUACUUCAAUCAGUUUAAAGAUGUUCAAACUCGGAAGCUGAGGAGUGAAAAUUUAAAACUAGAAAAAGAGUUGGGUGAGUGUAUUUUGCAGGAAAGUAGAAUUUGUUCUUUGAUGUUGGGAUUAUAGGUUGAAGUAGGAAAGGUUUUUAUCCUUCCCAGCUAUGUCCAUUGCUCUCACUCAGCAUGUUCAUAAGUUAAUAUUUGUAGUGAAGCAAAACGUACAGGAUUGCAUUACUAACCAGGCUGAAAGGGAGUGAAUAGUUACUGUAUUAUUGCCUUGGUAUCUUACUUAUUUCUCUCUGUUUAAAUGCUGACAUUGUUCUUAUGAUUUUGUUGUUUGUGUUUUUAAUCAGGUCAUGGUAAUUUUGGCUCUGUUCUCAAAGGCGAGUACACUAAGUUAAAUGGAGAGGUGAUUCCGGUGGCUGUUAAGAAGCUUAAAUCUGAGGAAAUGAAUAAUCCUAAGGUACAAAUAUAUUAUUUAAACAUGCAUUUUACAUUCUCAGACGUAAUUUAACUUAUACAUGUACAGGCAUCUGUAACUACUUUCCAAAUCAUUGUAGUAAAUGUUAUACCAAAACAAUUAAAGUUUUUUUCUCAUUUUCUUUUAAGGCUGAAAUUAUGCAUGAAGCUGAAGUUAUGAUGAAACUGGAUCACCCAAAUAUUGUUAGAAUAAUAGGUACUGUGUGAUGUUAGCAUUUUAAUGACUGAUAAAUUGAUUUUGUAGCUUUUGGCUUCUUUGCAGGUCUGCAUUGUAUAGUUAAACUGAUACAGAAAGGUUGUUAUAUGAAAGAGUAGAGUGUACAGUGUUUGUGACAGUACAUUAAUGAUGUUGUCUUUGAUACCAUUAGCCCGUGUGAAUGCAGACAUAUUUCUGGUCAUUACUUCUAUCCACCUGAAAAGUAUUGUCAGCAGCCCUGUGAUGUAAAACAUUUGUUUUGUUGUUGACCAAUCCAAUUAGAGUAUAAAUAGAGGAUAUUACACGAGUGGCGCAAAGAUAUGAAUUUUUUUUUCAAGUGGCAAAACAAUAUUUUACGAACGAGUGCAGCGAGUGAGUAAAAUAUUGUUUUGCCACGAGAAAAUAAAAUUCAUAUCUUCAAGCCGCUGUGUAAUGUUCUUUUUAUUAUACAGACAAAAAGACAUCAAUAAAAUAAUGGAGGGAAAAGACCGAAAUUACAUCAUCGAUAAACUCACGUGUGAGAUUAUGGAGAAUAAACCACUCGGGUCCCGGAUGUAGUUUUUAUGAAUUUUACGGGUGGUAUAUUUUCCAGUAAAACCCUUGUGUCUAUAUAAUAAAAUAAUAAUAACGUAAAGUUCAAGUGACUCCUCAUGACCUUGCAUGCUGAUGUGUCUAGGAAUUUAGUAAGAUUUUUUAAAUACACAGUCUUUAGAACAUAAAUGUCAAGAUUUCUUAUGAUGGUGAAUGCUGCUUUCUAAUUUGUAGAGUAAGGGUUCUAGAGCAAUGGAUAAUAUUAUUUUGUUCUUUGGUUUUGCUUAAGAAAUAUAGGUGUUUAUAGUAAUGUGUCAUCUUUGUUUCUUCACCUGUGGGGUAUGGCAGGUAUUUGUCAAGAUACAACAGUGAUGCUUGUCAUGGAAUUAGCUCCAGAAGGACCUCUCCACAAAUACCUCAAGAAACACAAGUAAGGAAAAAAUUGGUUAACCCUUUAGAAGCCAUUUAUGCAGCUCAACAGAAAGUUUUUGUGCUAUUUAUUUUAUUUUCAACUGUGGCUUUUUAAUUUAUUGCAGAAGUCUACCAAUGUUCAAAAUCUUUGUCAUCAUGUUACAAGUUGCAGAGGUAAAGAAAUGUCACAUAAAUUGAACAUUGAAAUUAUUGUGCAUUAUAAUAAAUUAAUAUUCAAACUUCAGGAUUUUGUGUCACAGGCACAAAAAUUACAAUACCUUUGUAUAGCAUAACAAAAUGUAACACAGUACUUCUCAGUAGCUUUCAUUGAGAUGGUCACAUUUUAAGAAUACAUCCACAGACUCAAAAGUAAGAAUCAUCUUGUACAGCAUAAUGAAGUCAUUACCAAAGGAAAGUACUGCUCAGUAGCUUAUGCACCCACCCUUGGAGAUUUAUUCAUCAAAUUUAAAACAUGGUAGGACUGUGCGUAAGUAGAGUUUCAAAUGUUUCAUCCAUGGAGUGGAGUUGAUUAGAUGAAAAAUAAAAUAAGAAAAUGUAAUCAUAAUCUUUUCUUUGCACAGGGAAUGCAAUAUCUUGAAAACAUGCAGUUUGUGCACAGGGACCUUGCUGCCAGAAAUGUGUUGGUAGUCAAUGAGGAUUUUGUGAAAAUCAGUGACUUUGGAAUGUCUCGGGCAAUGGGAGCUGGUACUGACUACUAUAGGGUAUCUACCUACUGUAUUUUGUGCCCUUGUUAGAAAGCCAAGGACCUAAAAAUGUAAAAGAAAAUGUUGUCUGUAACACGCAAUCCAUGCUUGAAUUUCAUGGAUUCAGAAGUUGGAAGUCCAGAAAAAUUAUCAAGUUAUUGAGCACACUAUGACAAGUAUGUCUUGUACCCUUUCUGACUGUAAGAAUCUGUUAUGAAAAUAUAUCGAUAUGUAAUGCCAACUUUCAAGUCGUGUGGACAAAAGCCUAUGUUUGUUUGCUGUGUACAGUCAACUCUCGCCUUGCGGACACCCCGCUAUAACGGACACCCCGAUAAUACGGACAGCAGAUAAAUUGCGGGCAAAAAUAAAUUGCAGACAUUUCACUGAAAUAAACUCCCGCUAUUACGGACUCUCGCUACAGAGGACACUAACUUAAGGUCCCUACAGUGUCCGCUAUAAAGAGAGUUGACCGUACUAUGUAUUCGUUUUGGUAUAAGCCUUCUUCUUCUCCAAAGACUUUAUGAGCAUAUUUUUUUUGUAGGCAGGGAAGGCUGGAAAAUGGCCUCUGAAAUGGUAUGCCCCUGAAUGUAUUUACUACCGGAAGUUUAGCAGCAAGAGUGAUGUGUGGAGUUAUGGCGUGACACUGUGGGAGGCAACUUCAUAUGGCAGGAAACCUUAUGAUGUAUGGCUCAACAAUUCCUUGUACAUAAAUAGACCCUAUUCUCGUUAAACGUGUUUUAGUAUGAUGAUUUGACUAGUUUGUCACACAAAAAAAUGAUUCCUUAUGUAUGAACCAUUAUUUACAUUUGGUUGUCACGGAAUCCUACACAUACUGACAGUCACGCAAACAAGGAAUUCUCAGACUAACAAAGUUGUAGCCUGUCCAUCACGAACCCAGGUAAACAGGGUUGUACACCUGUAAGUCCUUAGCAAAGGCUUAUUCACAUUAUCAGAUUACCACUUUCGUAUUGUCAGUCUAUAUCAUCUUUCUUGCUUUUAAACAAACUUCUAAUUUAUUGUACAGACUUAAACGUUAUCGUAGUACUGCACUCGGGCACUCGAUAGUUCUUUAACCCUUUAAGUCCCAAUAGUGACUAACGUCAAUUUUCUCCUAACGACAGGGUUCGCACGCGCCUUGAAAGUCCUUGAAAGUCCUUGAAUCUCAAAAUAAAAAUUCAAGGCCUUGAAAGUCCUUGAAAAUUGUAGUCAGUGCUGGAAAGUCCUUGAAAUUUGUAGCUAAUUUAAUCCAACUUAGAUUCUAGAGUGCCUUAUUUGAAAAUAUAUGCCACUGGCACAAACGUAGCAACACAUAGCAACACAACACACUGGGAAACUUGUGUGGAUUACAAAGUCAAAUAGUUUGAGGAGAACAGCAAAAGAAAAGGAGAUGGCUCGCAAAGACCUUGAGUGCAAAAUUGCGAAUGUUGUGGAUGAACUAAAAAAGGCAUAGACUUUAAGCUCGACUUAAGCUCGGCACAAUUGCUACUAUAAGGUGAACAUCCUUUUAUUUUGCAGUUGGUGGAGUCCUUGAAAAAUGAAAAAUAUGUCCUUGAAAAGUCCUUGAAAAGUCCUUGAAUUUUUAGUCCAAAAAAGGGUACGAACCCUGUAACGAUAUCCAUACAAUGUCAAGAGAUUAGGUUAUGAGAAUUAAUAAAAUGAUCACCUAAGGGAAAAUGCCUUGAUCUUUUAUCAAAUUCUCUCAACUCAUUCAUGAAGGAAAUGUAUGGAGAUCAGUUUGGAGAAUUUGUAUGUGGAUAUUGGGGCUUAAAGGGUUAACUUCUAUGAACUGAUCUUUUUCAGGGUCUCAAUGGACAACUCAUCCUAGAACGGAUAGAGAGCGAAUACAGACUGGAAUGCCCUGAAGGCGUCCCGCAGAAUGUGUACAGUAUAAUGAGAAGCUGCUGGCAGUAUCAGUAAGUACAAUACACCAGCGUUCCAAAGUUAUUCGGCCUCUCACAGCCGGAAGACCUCAGAUAACAAUGACCACAACCAGGUUUGCGUCCAGCCGUCCAGCGGUUUUAGUGAAAACAAGGGUUUGCGUAGGGUGCACAGUCUCGCGGGCUCAUAAAACCUGAUCUCGGUCAUUGUUAUUGAAGGAUUUUCAUCACUCACAGCACGAGCUUAAAAUCGAAUAAACCAAUCACAUCUCAAAGCAAGUGCAGGUAGCCGCGGCAAGCGCGGGAAGCCCAUAUAUGGCGCGGCCUUUUGUGCGGGAAAACGCGUGUGUGCAAGUAAGGAUUGGUUUUUUAUUUAUUUCUUAUUGGUUAAGAAGAAGGCGCAAAAUUUUUCAACCAAUCACAAAGCAUAGCAAUGCAAAAUAUAACCACCCAUGAAAUUAAGGAUAGUUAAGUCCUCAGAGACAACGUCGAAUGGGUAAACUAUACGCGUGUUAUCGCUCAGCGCUUCGAGAGAAAGGCGACUGUUCGAAGUUAACGCAAGACAAAUAAAGUAAUUCUACUCAAUGUACAAAAUUUCAAUUCAUAUUUCGAGAAAUUCUCUCUCAAAUAACUGGCCAAAACACCAACCAGAUUUUUUUUUUGUCCGCAGUGAAGAGGACAGGCCGACUUUUAGAUUUCUGGCUCAGGAACUUGCAGACGUUCUGAUGGAGUUGAAAAAUAACAAUGGGCAUAGGGAUGAACAUCUUUAGUGAAAGCGCUCUGUUCAAACGUACCCAACUUCAAUGUAAAAGAAUAUUCCCUACCCUUCCAGUGCUAGUGUACAACGUCCGCUCUCAACUUUGGUAACCGUUUAUUGGCGUUCAAAAUGGCGGACGGAAGCUCAUUUCCAGGAGUUUCUCCUCCAUUUUUAACCCAGAGAAGGCCUGGGAACGACGUUGUAAUUCCGGCCAGUCGAGUAUCGUAUCGGUCGUAAUAGAUAUAAAUACGUGUUUACUUUUACCCGAAUUUCCCCGUGUGUAUUAUGAGCAGUGAUAUUGUUAUUUAAGCAGUCUAAUAGCUGUUGACUUACUUACUUACUUACUUACUUUCUUACCAAGCAAUAGCCUUUGAUUACUUUCUAAAACCAGUCUUUGUGAGGGCAUAGUUUUUGAAAUGCCUGUGUGAAGGCUAGAGUUUGAAAUACAAAUUCCGUAGAAACGACAAUUUUUUUACCUUUGAGUAAUCAUUCAAA
Porites lobata is the source of this 8651-nucleotide messenger RNA. Lineage: Eukaryota; Metazoa; Cnidaria; Anthozoa; Scleractinia; Poritidae. The record is from the annotation of a GenBank genome assembly.